Humulus lupulus (European hop) is the source of this 515-nucleotide messenger RNA. RefSeq names its product small ribosomal subunit protein uS15-like. The coding region runs from base 1 to 378 and encodes 125 amino acids. Gene Ontology annotation, biological process: translation. The transcript is spliced from 3 exons. Gene Ontology annotation, molecular function: small ribosomal subunit rRNA binding; structural constituent of ribosome. NCBI's taxonomy places the organism in Eukaryota, Viridiplantae, Streptophyta, Magnoliopsida, Rosales, Cannabaceae. The record is from RefSeq and is a predicted model, not a curated record. Gene Ontology annotation, cellular component: nucleolus; ribosome; cytosolic small ribosomal subunit.
AUGAGUUGUACUAAACUCCAACUAUACACCCACUGCCUUUUGCAAUCUUCCCAAGACUUGGAAGAGAACAUUUGUGAGUUUGCAAGGAAGGGUCUUACUCCAUCUCAGAUCGGUGUGAUUCUUCAUGACUCUCACGAUAUUGCUCAGGUUAAGAGUGUUACUGGAAGCAAGAUCUUGCGUGUUCUCAAGGCCCACGGUCUUGCCCUUGAAAUUCCUAAAGAUCUGUACCAUCUUCUUAAGAAGGCAGUCUCUAUUAGGAAGCAUCUAGAGAGGAACAGGAAGGACAAGGAUUCCAAGUUUCGAUUGAUUUUGGUUGAGAGCAGGAUUCACAGACUUGCAUGUUACUACAAGAAGACCAAGAAGCUUCCCUCCAUUUAGAAGUAGUAAGUACUUUUGUUUCUCCAUGUCUACCAGUCUAUAACUUGUUAAUAGAAAUGAUAUUCUUUGUAUCCAUUCAUUUAUUAGAGAAUUGAACAGUGUCUUUUAUUUUAUUAGAUAAAAUAGAAGCGAAUAGA